AUGGAAGUCUGGAGACUGAUCCCUACCUACCUACUUCUGAAGAGCUUCCCUGCAAUCCCUGCAAUCGAGCAUAAACUGCCUUACUCAGCUUACCGCUUCGUGAGACGCGCUCAUAACACUGCGACGAUAACACUUCUAGGAGUCAAGAUGGAAAGCCCUCACGAGCAUCAACAGAACUUGCUACUCGGUCGGAUCAUCACCAACGUGGAGAAACUCAAUGAAGCCAUCAUGCUUUUGAACAAGAGCCUUCAAGAAAUCAACAUCCAGAACAUGAACGUCGAGCUGGUCGCUCAAAUGUUCAAGAACUACCAAUCGAAUGUGCUCUUCCAUCUAGAAGCGACGGAUGGUCUCCAAGAUCCCUCUUAG
Messenger RNA from Drepanopeziza brunnea f. sp. 'multigermtubi' MB_m1, 366 nucleotides. RefSeq lists its product as uncharacterized. Gene Ontology annotation, cellular component: mitotic spindle; DASH complex. The record is from RefSeq and is a predicted model, not a curated record. NCBI's taxonomy places the organism in Eukaryota, Fungi, Ascomycota, Leotiomycetes, Helotiales, Drepanopezizaceae. Gene Ontology annotation, biological process: attachment of spindle microtubules to kinetochore.